UUUCUAGAGCACAGAUUUCUCCGACCCGUCCUUGCUGGCCGAGUUCAGUUUCUCAGAGACCACGGGCCCACACGUACGAUGCCAUUUUGACGGUGGUUUUGUCGCUUUUUCAAGGGCUUGGAACUGUUCCACAUCGCGCUGCUGUUCCGAGCGAAUCUUUGCUUUGCCUUCUCCAGACCACCCCUGAUUGUCAGCUCCCCAGGAAGCUGCCGCCUCCGUGUCUCCCGUGUCUCAAGCAGAAGCGAGAGAUCUGGUUUCUGCACAGUUGACUUCUCACCUGUGGUGGCCUGCCAGAGCUCUGGACUGUCGUGCAAUUUCCACUUUUCUUCUACUUCUGUCUCUUCUCGCGUUCUCUUCUUUUUCUGCCUAAAAGAUGUGGAGAUCGAGUGGAGUCUCCUUCACGCGCUACGCGUCUGAGAUGGCUGCGCUCUUGAGACAAUGCCUCAAGGAACCGUACAGGACGCAAGCCAUGCAGAGGAAUCAAAUUCAUUUGAAGGAAACUGUGUACCAGCAAGGCCAGGUCCUCACGCGAGAGACAUUCAACGACAUCAAGAAGGCCUUUGAAGCAGCUGCGAAGCACGCGGGCGAGAAAUAGGCGUGUUGAAAGGACGCGGACUUCGCCUUUUCUCAGUUUCUCAGUCUCGUUGAUCUUUUUCCAGUGCGCUCGUUCAAUCGAAAGCAUUGUUUCACGUGCACAUGAGUUUUCGCGGGAGUAGUUCCGCAAGGCAGUCUCAACAGCGGAAACAUCACCUCGCCAGUGAAAUAGCUGGGGAACAAGAAUGUCAACGUGUGCCAGCAAAGGUGCAGAGUUUGGCUGAAAGGUUUUGUCUCUGGCUGUCGCGUACCGGUGGCAUUCUGAGGCAGAGAACCCGGUACAAGGCCACUGCUAUCGCCC
Toxoplasma gondii ME49 is the source of this 895-nucleotide messenger RNA. Its product is annotated as atp synthase F1, epsilon subunit, putative. The record is from RefSeq and is a predicted model, not a curated record. The coding region runs from base 374 to 595 and encodes 73 amino acids. Gene Ontology annotation, biological process: proton motive force-driven mitochondrial ATP synthesis. Gene Ontology annotation, molecular function: proton-transporting ATP synthase activity, rotational mechanism. Gene Ontology annotation, cellular component: mitochondrial inner membrane. Lineage: Eukaryota; Apicomplexa; Conoidasida; Eucoccidiorida; Sarcocystidae. The transcript has 3 exons.